Messenger RNA from Cornus florida, 1172 nucleotides. RefSeq names its product flowering-promoting factor 1-like protein 3. NCBI's taxonomy places the organism in Eukaryota, Viridiplantae, Streptophyta, Magnoliopsida, Cornales, Cornaceae. Gene Ontology annotation, biological process: regulation of flower development. The coding region runs from base 95 to 409 and encodes 104 amino acids. The transcript has a single exon. The record is from RefSeq and is a predicted model, not a curated record.
UUCCCUUAUAUAUACCCCAACUCACCCAUCCUCGUAACUCCAUCUCCAAGCUUACUAGCUAACUCCAACACUCGCUUUCUCUCUCUCAAAAAACAUGUCUGGUGUUUGGGUGUUCAAGAAUGGUGUAGUCCGGCUUGUGGAGAACGGGGCCGAGUGCUCGAGCGGUCGUCGCAAGGUUUUAGUCCACGUUCCGACUAAUGAAGUCAUUACUUCAUAUGCAGAGCUUGAAGGGAAGCUUUCGUCACUCGGUUGGGAGCGAUACUAUGACGAUCCUGACCUUCUUCAGUUCCAUAAACGAUCCACAGUUCAUCUAAUCUCUCUUCCAAAGGACUUCAACAGAUUCAAGUCCAUGCACAUGUAUGACAUCGUCGUAAAAAAUCGUAACAUGUUCGAGGUUAGGGACAUGUGACAUUUGGUACGUACUAGUCCGCCGUGGGUGCCCGUUAAGUCGUGUUUGUGUGUGAAUUAUUUUUCUUUCUUUUUCUAUUUGGAUUGUUACCUGGUUUUGGUUGAUUUAGUUUGGCUAGUUCAGUUGUUUUUUAUUGAUUCUAGUGACGUAUGUUUCUCUCUCUAUAUAUAUGGGUUUUUUUGUUUGUGAAGAUGUAGGUGAUCAAGCUUGGUACUAGGCUAGGGAAGCGAAUGUAAAUGUUGGGGAAAUCAUAAUAAAGCUGUAUUUCAGCAAUGAAAAGUUGGGUUUGUUUUGUUAAGCAUGCAUGUAUAUCAUAUAUACACAUAUAUAGGACAUAUUAUAGCUUAAUCAUGUAAAAGCUCACAUUUUGCUGGGAAAGUGAGGUGGCUAUUUUGAUGAUGACAUGAACUGAUGAGGGAGUGAAGGGAGUGAUGACAAGUGAUCUACUCUUCUUGUGGAAUAUAUAACUCCAGAAGUUGAUAGAUGUUUGUGUGAAAUUGUGGCCCGAAUUUUGUUUCAGCUCAAGUAAUGUUAACUAGUUUUUUUUUUUUUUUUUUUCAGUAGUGGACAUUGUAAAAUCUCUUGUACCUCAAUAUAUGUGUUUAGGAUUUUUGGUGAAAGAUGUAAUCUCUUUUUCUUUUCUUUUUUUCAUGUUUUGAUUGUGAUCUUGAUUUUGCGGCCUUUUUCAUAACAAAAUAUACAUUAAAAUAUAUCAAAUCACAAUAUUUAUUAAUAUUCUAUUAAUAUUAAUGUAACAGAUAUA